This is a messenger RNA of Penicillium oxalicum, 1260 nucleotides long. Its product is annotated as lactonase family protein. Bases 1 to 1260 code for a protein of 419 amino acids. Gene Ontology annotation, molecular function: protein binding; 6-phosphogluconolactonase activity. The transcript has 2 exons. NCBI's taxonomy places the organism in Eukaryota, Fungi, Ascomycota, Eurotiomycetes, Eurotiales, Aspergillaceae. The record is from RefSeq and is a predicted model, not a curated record.
AUGCGCCUCACGCACGCCCCCUUGUUCUCUCUUCUCACCCUCACGGGCGCUUCCCUGCAAGACAGCGCCGGACGCCAUACCACGUCUCGGCUUUGGGCUACCCAUUACAAUGGCAAUGUCUAUUCGCUCGCCUUCAAUGGCAAGAGCCUUUCCCUGACCGACACAGCCAAGACUUGUGGUACCAUGCCCAGCUGGCUCACCUUUGAUCGAGACACCCAGACGGUGUAUUGCUCAGACGAAGCCGGUUCUGCAGACCCCAGCACGCAUGGCUCCCUCUGGGCAUACCAUGCGGGACGAGAUGGCUCCUUGCAGCAAUAUGCCAAGACGGACACGGUGGGCGGCGGCGUCAACAGUGUCAUCUACAAGAAUGAUCAGGGCGACAAGUACCUGGCCAUUGCACAUUACGAGGGCUCGGCGGUUUCGACCUUUGCUCUUCCUCUGCACGACGGCGAUUCCGCGCUCCAGGAAUUCCACUUCAAACUGACUCGCCCGGGUGCCGUUGCUCAACAAGACUCCCCGCAUCCGCACGAGGUCUUUUUGGAUCCGACCGGCUCCUUCGUCGUGAGCCCCGACUUGGGCGCUGAUCUCCUCCGCAUCUACUCCAUCGACGGUGAAUCCGGCAAGCUGCAUGAAUGCCCCUCGGUCAAUAUCACUUUUGGAUUUGGACCGCGUCACGGCGUGUUCUGGUCCGAUGGUACCAGCGACCAGAAACACUCUCGGGAUGACCAGACUGGUCACGCCAGUGACUCGCGACAGGCUCAAGCCGUCGGAAAGACGAUGAUGUAUUUGGCCAAUGAGAUUGGUGGUACGGUCGACGUCUUCGACGUCACCUAUGCGCGGUCUGGCUGUCUCUCAUUCGAGAAGAUUCAGACCAUGGUGCCCUACACCAACGGUGUGAUGCCCAAGGGGGCCACCCCAGCAGAGAUCCGCUUGAUCGACGACACCCUGUACGUGUCCAUCCGUUCCGAUCAGGGCUUCGCCCCCAGCGACAGUAUGGUGGCUUUGGAUCGAUCGCCACGUACGGGCACCGUCAAGUUCCGCCAAAAGACCCCCUCGUAUGGCAAGGUCCCCCGGACCGUUGCGAUCAAUCGCGCGGGUGAUCUGGUGGCGAUCGGUGACCAGGCCUCGUCGAAUGUGGCGAUUGUUCGCAGAGACCGCAAGACAGGCAACUUGGGCGAGAAGAUUGCGACGCUGCAAGUCGGCGAGCCUGGCCAAGUAGGUACUGCCGAGGGACUGAGCAGUGUUAUUUGGGACGAGUGA